AUGGAGAAUCCGACCGUUAGUGAAUUGCGGUCAAGGUCCCGGUCUAAGACACCCUUCCUAAGAUCGAGCUGUGAUCGUGAAAACUGCGUAGAAAGUGAGGAGCAUACACAUCAAAAAACAGGACGCAGAACACCUAUUAAAAGAAGCACACCUAUCAAGCAGCUACAGCCCCCAUCAAAAAAAGGCAGCAUAGAAACAGUGCAAGAACAAGAUGAAACCCCACCAGCCCAUCGCACAAGGCAGACUACUAAAACUGAAAAACUUGUUAAAACAUCAGACUAUUCUUCUGAAGAGAGUCUGGAUAGACUUAAGGCCAAUAAAAAAGAGAUUUAUCAGAACGAAAUCAACAGCCAGUAUGAGAGUGUUUCAAGUUCACGUCACUACAGAACGCUCGCUGACGUCACCCUUAGCCCCAUAUCGCAUAAUCUGACGCAUGACAGGUCGUACCGUAUUGGAAGUCCUACCUACAGUGCCUGUUCAACAGACAGCUCCUUCGCAGAACAAGCAUUGGCCGACGCUAGUGCUCUCUUAGACAAGGAACCGAACCACGAGCAUCUACCCUAUCGGCUUUAUAAAAUGGCGGGAGAGUACUGGAACAAAUACCCCAAAACGGACUACACAUAUUCCCCAAUGUCUCGGGACCGCGUGGAGCUGGCUCCGGGGCAAGUGGCUGUCCCGAAUAUGUCUCGUCGCUCUCUGUCCCAAUUCCGGGUGCAAGGUCCAAACACAGUGGACGAACCUGACCAGUUUGUCUCCACUUGGACAAGUACAACUACGAGGAAACGUUUCACGACAGUAGAGAGUUCUGAUGAUGAGAGCCCGUACAUUCAUAACGGUUAUGGCGCGAGAGAGGAAAAAUGGUGGUUUACUCAACUAUUGGCAACAAUACUAACUACGAUCCGUACUAGCACUCGUAACGCCUAUAGGAAGGUGGUUGGCCCGUCCCACAGAUAUCCUUAUACUGACAGGAGGCCCGCUAAAGCUGGCCUUAUAUCACAAGCUGCAAGCGUCGUUACAGCGCCUUUCUACUGGAUAUACACUCUCAUCACUUCGGUCAUCACCACAACGGUUACUACGGUCACUGAAACGAUAUCGCCGAGUAAAGCAAUUCAAACUGAAAAACAUCGAGCUAUGUAUAAUAAGCAUGAGGGUGGGAAAUGGAAGCUGUGGCCGCUUUUGCUUUUAUUACCGGCUGUUGGAUAUGGAUAUUAUAAAUACAACGAUCGAGUACUGGACACGUAUGCGCCCCCGAUAAUCGGUCAAGACGCGGACUUGACCAAACGAGUCGCGGCUCUCGAAUCGUGGGCCCUAAAUGUCGAUAAUCGAUUCAAACUUGUCGAUGAAAAACUAUCGAAAUUCCAUAACUUUGAAGCCCAAAUAGAGAACUAUUCGUUUAAGAAUUUGCAACGGAAUUUGAUACAGAUUUUAAGCAUGGACGAUAAUAGUGAAGCUAUUGCCAGUAAACUGAAGGAGCACUUCGAUAGAAAUUACAUUUCGAAGGAUGAAAUGCAAAUACUGAGUCAGCAGAUACAUGAGAGAUUGAUCAAUUCGUGGAAACCGGAUAUGAGUGAAGAUGAUAUUAGGAGAUUAGUACAGGAGUAUCUGUUGACUGUGGAGAAACGGCAGAUGGCGGUCAUAGUUGAGAAGGUUAAGGAGUAUGUAGGAAAUGUGGCGGCACCUGGAGGUGGAGAUGACCCAAACCAUUAUCACUCUGAGGAGAUCCAAAAACUGGUGAUGAGUAUGCUGGAAAUCUACGAUGCAGAUAAGACCGGAUUGGUAGAUUACGCGUUGGAGUCUGCAGGCGGUCAAGUUAUAUCGACGCGCUGUACUGAACUAUACCAGAUAAAGACGAAGCAGUACUCGAUCCUCGGUUUGCCAGUUUGGUGGGUGUACACGUCGCCACGAUACGCUCUAACGCCAGGGAAUAUGCCCGCUGAGUGCUGGGCUUUCCAGGGCUUCCCAGGAUACCUGGUAAUUCGAACAUACGCAAUCAUUGAAGUAACGGGUUUUUCAUUGGAGCAUAUGUCUCGUCUGCUGGCUGCUGAAGGGAAGAUUGAAUCUGCACCUAAAUACUUCUCAGUUUAUGGACUCCAUGGUGAAUUGGACCCAGAGCCACAUUUAUUCGGUAACUACGUGUACGACGCUAAUAGCACGGCCAUACAACACUUCCCCGUUCAAUACCCCAAGACGACCAACAUUGGGGGUAUAGAAUACCCAGUCGCUUACGACAUUGUCGAACUGCGGGUCGAGAGUAACCAUGGCAACCCUACAUACACCUGUGUUUAUAGAUUUAGGGUACAUGGCAACCCUUUGAAUGAUAUACGACAAGCCACAGAAGAUAGCAUUAGAGAUAGUGAAACAUAG
Messenger RNA from Pieris macdunnoughi, 2364 nucleotides. Lineage: Eukaryota; Metazoa; Arthropoda; Insecta; Lepidoptera; Pieridae. The record is from the annotation of a GenBank genome assembly.